AUGCGAACUCGAUCGAGUCGGUCAACUGAAGACUUGGUCGAGCUAGACAUUACAACGGGUAGAAAGAGGGUUCAGAGGUCACAGAGGGUACAAGAGGAACCUGAGGUGCUUGUUGCUGAUACAAUGGAUGUACCAGAGGGGAAUGGAAACCCUUUGGGUAAUGGACUCGGUCGAGCUAGGCAAACUCGACCGAUUGGUCAAGGAGAUGCUCCAAACCGCCACCAACAGAGACAAGGGAUUGUUCCACCACCAGUGCAGAACCACAACUUUGAGAUCAAGCUGGGAAUGAUCAACCUUGUCCAGAACAAGAUGUUCCAUGGAUUGCCAAGUGAAGACCCCAUUGACCACCUUGAUGAGUUUGAUAGGCUUUGUGAUUUGACAAAGAUCAAUGGUGUCUCUGAAGAUGCCAUCAAGCUGAGACUCUUUCCUAUGUCUCUAGCUGACAAAGCUCACCAAUGGGAGAAGAGCUUGCCCCAUGGCACAAUCACUACUUGGGAUGAAUGCAAGAAGGCCUUUCUUGCUAAGUUUUUCUCCACCGGUCGCACAGCCAAGCUUAGAGGAGAGAUAUCCAGCUUCAUCCAGCGAAACAAUGAGACAUUCGCAGAGGCUUGGGAGAGGUAUAGGGAGAUGCUAGACACAGCUAGCAAUGGGAACUUCCUCAACCAGGAUGUAGAUGAUGGCUGGCAGCUUGUGGAGAACAUAGCUAACUCAAAUGGAAGCUAUGGAGAAGAGUAUGAUCGCACCAACCGGAGCUCGACCCACCACUCGAUCGAGUCAGACGAAAAGUUGAGAAAAGAUGUUAAGGCAUUGAAUGAGAAGUUGGAUAAGCUGAUCCUAGCUCAGUCCACAAUGAAGAAAGUCAACUUUGUGUCUGCUGAGGAGAUGGAACCAGUCCAAGAAGGGGAGGAUACACAAUUGCUGAGGUGUGCUACAUGA
This is a messenger RNA of Microthlaspi erraticum, 936 nucleotides long. Lineage: Eukaryota; Viridiplantae; Streptophyta; Magnoliopsida; Brassicales; Brassicaceae. The record is from the annotation of a GenBank genome assembly.